Molecule: messenger RNA, 1675 nt
Organism: Columba livia (rock pigeon)
Lineage: Eukaryota; Metazoa; Chordata; Aves; Columbiformes; Columbidae
Gene: GPN1
Product: GPN-loop GTPase 1
Exons: 14
Coding region: 141-1244 (367 amino acids)
Molecular function (GO): GTPase activity; ATP hydrolysis activity
Source: RefSeq, a predicted model, not a curated record
GGGCCUCGCACCGGGCCUCGCACCGGGCCGGCGGCAGCGGCAGCGGCAGCAGCAGCGCCACAGCCGGUCCCGCGCGGGGCUGUGGGGCCGCUCCUCCCGCCGUCACCCGCGCCCCGGAAGGACACGCGGGCGCUGGGAAGAUGGCGGCAGCGGCGGGCGGCGCGGCCGCCCCGGUGUGCGUGCUGGUGCUUGGCAUGGCCGGCUCCGGGAAAACCACCCUGGUGCAGCGCCUGGCGGCCCAGCUGCACGCGCAGCGCUGCCCCCCGUACGUCAUCAACCUGGACCCCGCCGUGCGCGAGCUGCCGUUCCCCGCCAACAUCGAUAUCAGGGACACUGUGAAUUACAAAGAAGUCAUGAAACAGUACGGGCUGGGCCCCAACGGUGGGAUAGUGACCUCUCUCAAUCUCUUUGCCACACGAUUUGAUCAGGUGAUGAAGUUUAUUGAAAAACGACAAAAUGCAUCCAAGUAUGUUAUUAUUGACACACCAGGGCAGAUUGAGGUGUUCACCUGGUCAGCGUCAGGAACCAUCAUAACUGAGGCCUUGGCUUCCUCCUUCCCUUCGGUUGUGGUUUAUGUGAUGGACACCUCUCGCAGUACCAACCCUAUCACCUUUAUGUCCAACAUGCUGUAUGCCUGCAGUAUCCUGUACAAGACAAAGCUGCCUUUCAUUGUUGCCAUGAACAAGACCGACAUAAUUGACCACAGUUUUGCAGUAGAAUGGAUGCAGGACUUUGAGACUUUUCAGGAUGCCCUGAAUCAAGAGACGUCUUACGUCAGCAACCUGACUCGUUCUAUGAGUUUAGUGUUGGAUGAGUUUUACAGUUCACUGAAGGUGGUUGGUGUUUCUGCUGUGCUCGGCACGGGACUGGAUGACUUCUUUGUUCAGCUUUCUAAAGCUGCAGAUGAGUACGAGAGAGAGUACCGUCCAGAAUACGAGCGCCUGAGAAAAACACUGGAGAAGGCUCAAAACAAACAGAAGAGGGAGCAGCUGGAGCACCUGUGGAAGGACAUGGGCAGCGUGUGCGUGCAGGGGAACACACUUGCAGGGUCUGAUGAUGCUUCUGCAAUGGGACCCUCUGAGCUGAUCCUAACGCGAGGAACUCUUGAUGAGGAAGAGGAGAGGGAGAGUGAUACUGAUGACAUUGACCAUGAAGUUACCGAGGAGAGUCAUGAAGAACCAGCCUUCAAAAACUUCAUGCAAGAGACACGGAUGAAAUACCAGAGAAGCAGCAAUCCAAAUUAAUGAGAUACUCAGAAACAGGGGGUUUGGAGUCCCUCGUAAUGGAGUUAAAAGUAAUGGAGCAGCAUAAAGCAACUCGCCUGGCACCAUGCAUGAAGUCUUCUACCUGUGAACAGCUGCUCCUCUGAUAUAUUUAUAUCUUCCUGCGAUUUAUAUCCUGUGAUGUGAGUUACAGGUCUUUUAUCCCACUGCCGCCGACUCCCUGCGGCUGCCGGAGCCGGCAGCACUUUGCUCUGCUCCGCGUUCUUUGGACGUGCCUGCUGGGAGCUGAGAUUCUGGGCUCUGACAGCAGCAGCGUCUCCAGUGCUGACCGGUCUCCACAGCGCGUUUGUUCCCCUCUGCAGACAGGACACAGUGAAAUCUGUGCUGUGCGAAGCUCCCUCUAUCUGGUGUUUGUCUUGGUUGUAAUUAAAUAUAUUUUAUGUACUAACAAA